AGAGCUGUGAAUGGCCUGCUGUGUGUGCAGGGGAAGGAAGAGGUACAGAAAUGGUUGAGUGGAACUAUGGAUAGUUAGUCUUUAAAAAAGCUUUUUGGUUUCUCUGGGGGUUUUACUUUGUUGUUUUUGUUUGGUUUGUUUUUUAUUUUUUAAAAACCUUUGCACAGGUUUAAGAAUGAUAUUUUCACCCCUUCAUCUUCCCUUCAUCAAGAUGGGCAAGAAAGAGGCAAGGACUUUGGAAGACUAUAGUGGAAGGAGGCAAAAUGCCCUGAACACGGUUUCUGUUGCAGAAGAAGAGCAAGAGGAAACAAGGAGGGUCUUCGCUGUUGGCUGCGACUGUCCACAACUCUCAGGAGAAGACGUCCGACCUUCCAUCCGACACCCCUGCCGCAGCACGUUUCCAGCGCUGCCGGAGUGACCGAGGGAGCGGGGUUCCCCCACGGAGCCUCCCCGGCCCCGCCACCCGGGACCUGCUGCCGGAGUGACCGAGGGAGCGGGGUUCCCCCACGGAAGCCCUCCGGCCCCGCCACCCGGGGCCCGUCGUGCCCCCCCGCUCCCAGCCCCGGGGCCGCACCGGGGCGGUAAGUGCGGCUCCGCCGCCUCUCCCCCCCCCCCCCCCCCCCCCGCAGGGAGCGGCCCCCGGGGCGGGCGGGGGCGGGGGCAGCCCGGUGCCGGCGGGGAGCCCGUUCCCGGCGCGCUCGGCUCGGCUCUCGUCUCCCUGCCCGCCCUCCUCCUUCCCUCCGUCCGUCUGUCCGUCCCUCCCUCCGUCCGUCCCUCCCCGCCGCCGGCCGGCCGGCAGCGCCGUUGCGCAGCUCCCGAGGACGGGCUGGGGCCGGGACCCUCGGCGGCGGGCAGCGGCACCGGGCGCAGGGCGGGCGAGGCGAGGCGAGGCUGGACGGCCGCGGCAGGGGACGAGGCCGCCCGGGGCUGGCGGCGGGGGGCGGCGGCGGGGGCCCGGGGCGGCGGGGGGGCGCCGCCGGGGCCCGGCGCAUGGCGGCGGCGGCGGGGAGCAUCACCACGCUGCCGGCGCUGCCCGACGACGGGGGCAGCGGCGCCUUCCCCCCCGGCCACUUCAAGGACCCCAAACGGCUGUACUGCAAGAACGGCGGCUUCUUCCUGAGGAUCAACCCCGACGGCAGGGUGGACGGCGUCCGGGAGAAGAGCGACCCCCACAUCAAACUGCAACUUCAAGCAGAAGAAAGAGGAGUGGUGUCAAUCAAAGGCGUAAGUGCAAACCGCUUUCUGGCUAUGAAGGAGGACGGCAGGUUGCUGGCCUUGAAAUGUGCAACAGAAGAAUGUUUCUUUUUCGAGCGCUUGGAAUCCAAUAACUAUAACACUUACCGGUCACGGAAAUACUCUGAUUGGUACGUGGCACUGAAAAGAACUGGACAGUACAAACCUGGACCAAAAACUGGACCCGGACAGAAAGCUAUCCUUUUUCUUCCCAUGUCUGCUAAAAGCUGAUUUCCACGGCGGAUUCCGAGCACACACGCCACACUACACUAAAGACGUUGAGUUCCCUACCCCUACUCCUCUCCAAAGUAGCCAAAAUAUAAGCAAUCAUUUGCUGAUAUUAACUACUUUUGCAGAAACCAGAUUCAAGCACGAAUGUUUCAUACUGUCUUUAUAUUGCUCUUUAAACCUAUUGUGCCAGUGUGCGUGGAGGUAAAAUUACUUGGAAAAUAUAUUUUUC
This is a messenger RNA of Phalacrocorax carbo (great cormorant), 1693 nucleotides long. The record is from RefSeq and is a predicted model, not a curated record. NCBI's taxonomy places the organism in Eukaryota, Metazoa, Chordata, Aves, Suliformes, Phalacrocoracidae.